UAGCUGACCAUUAUGUUGCCUGUCAAGCAGUGCGCAACUUCCCUUUUAUCAAAAUGUGUGUAUAACUGACAACUGAGGUUACGCGUCAGAGACGAGUUCAGCUCGACUGUAUGGGUGUAAGCGGUCUUCACCACUCCCUGCAGACAGAGACUCACAGCCAUGGAGCCAACAACAAUCAGAGAAGGGUACUUAGUGAAGAAGGGGACGGUGCUCAACUCGUGGAAGGUGGUGUGGGUGGUGUUAGCAGACGAUGCCAUUGAGUUUUACAAGAAGAAGACAGACAACAGUCCGAAGGGAAUGAUCCCUCUGAAGGGUUCGACUCUGACCAGCCCGUGCCAGGAUUUCACUAAAAGAACGCUGGUGUUUAAGGUUAGUACGGCUAAGAACCAGGAUCAUUUCUUCCAAGCGACUCACCUGGAGGAGAGGGAAUUCUGGGUUAAAGAUAUCAAGAGAGCCAUCACUUGUUUACAGGGCGGCAAGAAGUUUGCCAGGAAGUCCACUCGCCGAUCCAUUCGUUUACCGGAGAAUGUUAACCUGAGUGAAUUGUAUGUUUUAAUGAAAGAUCAAGACAAAGGGGUGAAGGAGCUGAAGGUGGAGAAGGAUAAAAGGCUGUUCAAUCACUGUUUCACAGGUAACACAGUGAUCGACUGGCUGAUUUCUGAGGACAAGGCCAGAAACAGACCCGAGGGACUGAUGCUGGCCACCGGACUGCUGAACGAGGGAUUCCUGCUGCCCGCCGGAGACGUAUCCAAAGACGGUUUUGAAAAAGGAGCAGAGUGUGUUUUCCUGGACCAAAUCGAGGCUCUUUAUUACUUUGCAGAUAGUGGUUUCUUUUGUGAGGGUUACUCCAGCGAUGAGGACGUGAUCAUGAAGGAAGAGUUCAGAGGGGCCAUCGUCAAACAGGGCUGUUUGCUGAAACAGGGUCACAGGCGGAAGAACUGGAAAGUCAGAAAGUUUAUUCUGAGAGACGAUCCUGCUUAUAUCCAUUACUAUGAUCCCACCAAAGGUGAGGACGAUCCUCUCGGCUCCAUUCACCUGCGUGGUUCAGUCGUGACGGCGGUGGAAUACGUGCCUGAUGCCAAGAGACAAGAGGUGGAUGGCAAUCUCUUUGAGAUCAUCACGUCAGAUGAGAUACACUACUACCUGCAGGCCGCGACCGCCAACGAGCGCAAGGACUGGAUCAAAGCCAUUCAGAGCGUCUCAAAGACAGGAAAAUAACCGUAUCGGAUCCAUGCCGUGGUCUGGGGGAUCCGUGCGAGGUUGCGUUUUGUCUCCUCUUCAGCGUUUUCUAAAAAUAAAAAUCCCAGUUUGCUGUUUCUUCUCCUUCUGCAUUUGCACAAAACAGGAGGCUUUGCAACGGUCACGUGACGCAAUUUCUCAAGUAAAAACGAAGUUAGAAACAGGAUGUGGGUGAAAUGUGUUGUUUCACCAGAAAGUGAUAGUACACGGCGUUGGUCUGGCUGUCCAGAACUGUCAACUCACUGGAGAGGUCUUCAGUGUUCGUGUCAAUUAGUAACACUUCCCAUUUCUUUUCUUACGUCCGGUCUGAUGGUGAGGCGGCGUCUCUAAAUAUCACAGCUCUACUCAUGCUCACUAUUCUUAAAUAUAGGUAGUAACUGAUUACAUGAUGAUAUCCCAAAAAUAAAGUAGUUUAAAAUACUUAGAUUUAGACUAAAGUUACUUUUUAUGGAAUGCAUUGUUGUAGGCUUAUUUUCAUGAUAGCAAAAAAAAAAAUAUCAUUUAUUAAUUCUGUCCAAUUAAUCUUUUACAUUUUUUAUACAGUAGCCUACUGCUCAUAUUUGCCCACAAAGUCUUCAAUUUUGUGCAAGAGACAGCAUUCGACCACUGGAUUUACGAAAUAUUUUAUUAAUAAAGUUUCUCAUGGUUCUCUGAAGAUGGUUAUGGUCACAAGACAUGCAGGUAAAUCGAUUAAAUAUUUCAUUAUUUAUCAUA
Messenger RNA from Puntigrus tetrazona (Sumatra barb), 1953 nucleotides. RefSeq names its product pleckstrin (gene plek). NCBI's taxonomy places the organism in Eukaryota, Metazoa, Chordata, Actinopteri, Cypriniformes, Cyprinidae. The record is from RefSeq and is a predicted model, not a curated record. The coding region runs from base 160 to 1218 and encodes 352 amino acids. The transcript has 9 exons. Gene Ontology annotation, biological process: intracellular signal transduction; actin cytoskeleton organization. Gene Ontology annotation, cellular component: plasma membrane.